Triplophysa dalaica is the source of this 4045-nucleotide messenger RNA. RefSeq names its product transferrin receptor 1a (gene tfr1a). The transcript has 18 exons. The record is from RefSeq and is a predicted model, not a curated record. Gene Ontology annotation, molecular function: transferrin receptor activity. Gene Ontology annotation, biological process: transferrin transport; intracellular iron ion homeostasis. NCBI's taxonomy places the organism in Eukaryota, Metazoa, Chordata, Actinopteri, Cypriniformes, Nemacheilidae. Gene Ontology annotation, cellular component: external side of plasma membrane. The coding region runs from base 232 to 2541 and encodes 769 amino acids.
AGAAGAGUCCAGAGCUGGCCACGAAUGGGUGACUUCUUAAUUUUUUAAGGCUUCUUUUUAUGCGUUUAGUUAUUCCUGAACAUCUUGAGAUGUUUCUUUCAUUGUUAUUCUUUCGUGGUUGAGGGUGUCUCGAGGACACGUGUUUAUCCGUCUGGGUUUUUUUUUGGUUAACCUUCAAUCUUAUAAAAAAAGGAAAGAGCUCACAAAAUUCCUUAAUUCUUUGAAGCCACAAUGGAUCAAGCCAGGACAACAAUAUCCAAAAUUUUCAAUGGGGAGCCACGCUCUUAUACGCGCUUUAACCUGACCCAGAACAUGGAGGGUGAAAACAGCCAGGUGGAGAUGAAGCUCUCCUCAGACAUGGAUGAGGAGGUAGAGGCCAAUGGAGUUGGAGAAAAUAUGAAGAAACAUAAUGGUCCAUAUUACCCCAGCAAGCUAAGCCAGCGCUCUCCCAAAACCAUCUGCUGCAUUGUCAUUGGCAUUCUGCUACUCUUCAUUUCUGGAUACCUCAUUGGUUACCUGUCUCACAGAAGUAAAAACAACACAAAGGAUGUUACUUGUCCGGACACUGUGGAUAAUAUCCCCGGAAUACCAGAUGCACCUGUGUUUAUGGACUGGAGUGAUAUAAGAGCGUUGCUGAAGAAAAAACUAACAGCCUCCAACAUUAAAGACACCCUUAGGGAAUUCUCUAGUGCGAACCACCAGGCAGGAACGUCUGGAGAUGAGCAACUGGCUAAUAACAUCGUGGAAAAAUUCAAAGCUCUUCGAAUGACCCAAUGGACGGAUGAGCACUAUGUUAAAAUUGUACCUACUUCCUCAAAUAACAGAGUGCUGUUCCGUGGUAACGCUGUUGGAUCAACCGAGGGCUUUUUGGCUUACAGUGCAGCUAGAACAGCGGAGGGUCCUGCUCUCUAUGCUCACUAUGGAAGACCAGAAGACUUCAGACGUCUUGAAGACAUGAAAGUCAACGUGAAUGGAACGGUUGUCUUGGUCAGAGCUGGAAAAAUAGGUUUUGCUGAGAAGGUUGCUAAUGCUGAGAGAUUAAAAGCCAGUGCUGUGUUGAUCUACCCAGACCUUGUUGACUAUAAAAUUAAUGACGACACUGCUCUUUUUGGCCAUGUUCAUCUUGGAACUGGUGAUCCCUACACUCCAGGAUUCCCUUCCUUCAAUCAUACCCAGUUUCCUCCGGCUCGCUCCUCCGGCCUGCCCAAUAUUCCAGCUCAGACUAUCACCAUAAAACAGGCUACUGAAAUCAUGAAGAAGAUGGGCGGACAGGUUUCUCAUGACUGGAGGGAUGGACUUCUGAGGGAUGUCAACUAUAAUCUUGGUGAUAAUAGGGAUGUUAUCACAGUCGAAGUAAACAAUGCCCUCACUGAGAAGAAAAUCCACAAUGUGUUUGGAGUCAUUAAAGGCUACGUGGAUGAAGACCAGUAUGUUUUGAUUGGAGCGCAGAGGGAUGCCUGGGGCUCUGGAUAUGCCAAAAGCACAGUUGGUACUAGUCUGCUGGUUGAGUUGGCCAAAACUAUCACCAACAUGAUCAAGAAUGAUGGACUCAGGCCAAAGAGAAGCAUAGUGUUUGCUAGUUGGAGUGCUGGUGAAUAUGGACAUGUUGGCGCCACAGAGUGGUUGGAGGGCUACUUGACUUCGUUAAAUAUGAAAGUGGUUUCUUAUAUCAGCCUCGACGGAGUUGUUUCAGGUUCUGAUUCUUUCAAAGCGUCUGCCAGCCCACUCUUGUAUGACUUAAUUGAAAGUACUAUGAAACAGGUCUCCUUUCCUGGCGAUGAAACCAAAUCCCUCCACGAGCAGUUUUCUGCAUCCAACUGGGAAAAGUCCAUAAUAGAACCCAUGCGUUUGUUUGACUCCAUCUACACGUUCCAAACUUUCACUGGUGUCCCGUCAUUCUCGUUUCGAUUUACUUCGAGUUCAAAGCAGUACCCAUAUGACACCCUUGAAGAUACUGAAAAGAAUUUGGAUCGGUACACUUUUGACAAAACUCUCAAACUGGCCAAGGCAGCGGGCGAGGUGGCGGGGCUGGUUACUCUUCGCCUUGUACAUGACCACUUGAUCAGGCUGAAUGUGGCAAAGUAUACCAAUAUCAUUCGCAAUCAUGUGUCCCAAAUCAGGUCUAAAGUUGAAUCACUCCAAGGGUCAGGACGCCUACCAAACAAUUUGACUAUGCUGUGGCUUCUGUCAGCUCAAGGCUCAUAUGAUCGCGCCGCCAGCACCCUUCUUACUUCCAUACACAACAGCGAUCUUGGUGACCUGGAGCAGUGUCGCAUCCUCAACAGACGCAUCAUGAGGGUGGAAGGAACCCUCCUUUCCCCGUUUGUGUCUCCGCGGGAGACUCCAUUCCGGCACAUUCUUCUCGGCUCUGGUGAGCAUACUCUGGCAGCUCUGUUGGAUCACCUCAACGCCAUUAAAGAAGGCCUAGAAUCUGCCGACGUGGACCAAUUCAAGAACCAGUUUGCUUUGGCCACUUGGACCAUCCAAGGCUGUGCCAACACACUUGCUGGUGAAGUGUGGAAUUUGGAUAAUCAAAUUUAGGCGAAAAGAUCUCUCCCUUUACACUCUAAGCAUCACUCAAUAUCUAAGAGGACGUUAAAAAUAAUUCAAAUUGUAUGGUGCUCCAUUAUUAAUAUUACCGGUUUACCUCAGUGUUUUUCAGUGAGACUGCAGUCAAAAUUACGUUUAACUUAGUUUGUGGAGUACAUUAAAACCUAGUUUAGACUUGUUACAAAUUUGGAAUGUAUUACUGUUUUGUUAUUUUCUUUGACACUCCUUAUAAGGAACUUCCAGAGUAAUGCCUGCCAGUCUGGAGUUGAAGUUUGAUGAUUUACAAUCGACCUUUGUCAACUUAAUGCCUGUAUCCAACUCACCGGUGCUCUUACAACCCCUUUAAAGGCAUGAUAUUUCCAUCAGGUUUUCGGUUGAUACUCUAUUUUGGAUAAAUGUCUAUUAACAGGUAAAUUCUGACAUAUAUUACAAAAUGGAAGUAGGAAGAAGCCUUGAUAUGUGGCUUUGAAAUCUCUAUUUAUUAGUUUUUUAUUUAUCAGUGACAGAGAUCACUAUAAAUAGCUUUUGUAACGCCUUUUUUACCAAAUGUAUAAUUAUCGGAAGCAGUGCCUUCCAUAAUUAUGACAGUUAUACUGUCGAAAUGUGAAAGCAGCAUCUGCUAUGGAGAUAACUUUGUUUUAAAAGCUAUGACCAGAGACUGACACGGUGCACUAAACUACAGCAACAACAUAACAAUUGGCAGCACGUAACCGGUAUAUUUAACUUAGAUGAAAUAACAGUCUCUACAGUAUUCCUCUUAAAACAAUGUUAUACCUGAUCCAGAAUCAUUAUCGGGAGCAGUGCCUUCCAUAAUGCGAAGAUGAUGAAGGUAGUUUUUGCCUACCGAUGUGCUGAUAUCGAGGGCAGUGCCCCUCAUAUUUCACUGUGGUGUGGAUUUUAUUAUCGGGAACAGUGUUUCCCAUGAUGUACAAAUCGUCAGUAUUCACACACUCUUACCGUGCUAGAUAUCUGUUGUGAGUCAUGUGAUCUAUUGUCAGUUUGUCAUUCAACAAUCAAGUGCUCUUUCCUUUUCUGCCUGGGAUUCAUCAACUGAGGAACGAGUGAAGAGCACAAACUAGAAAUGUUCUGUGCGUGAUUUAGUGAAGGAUUUCUAUAAGAUUCUGUUCUUUCAUUCGGUUUCCACCAUUUUGUUUCUGAUGUAAUAUUUUACUAAUGCGUGAAAUGUAUAUUAGGACUUAAGCUUGUUAGAAAAUUGUCUUUUCUGUUUUUUGAUUUCAUUCUUUUUUUUGCUUUGUGUGUAUUUGACUAGCAAAUCAAAUUGAGGUUAUACAUUGAAACGCUUCAGAUAAUUGCUUCAUAGUUCAUCUCUGAUGCAUCAUUAAUGUAUAUCAAGAGCAAUCUAUUUGAAUUGGGGUGCAAGUGGAAAUAUUAUGCAAUGAAACAUGUGUGAUUUUGAAAUGUGUGCUGUUUGAACAGAACAUGCUUAAUAGUGAAAAGAUGAAAGUAGAGAUUAAACAUUAUCUGCUUACAAGUU